AACAGGCACAGACCCAAGGCAACCAACUACCCACAAAGAGCAGCUAGCUAGCCAUCCUGAGUUCCUGACGGUGUUGGGUUGUUCGAGGACAGGAAGGAAGCAGAGCGAGAAAUGGCGGCGAGGGCGGCGACCAUGCUGGCCGCGGGGGCGCUCGUCGUGGUCGCGGCGGCGUGCAUGCUGGCCGGCGGCGCGUCGGCGCAGUCGACGAGCGGGUGCACGCAGACGCUGAUCGGCAUGUCGCCGUGCCUCAACUACAUCACGGGCAACGAGACGGCGCCGUCCAAGUCCUGCUGCUCGCAGCUCGCCGCGGUGGUGAGCUCCAAGCCCGAGUGCCUCUGCGUCGCGCUCAACGCCGACCCCGCCGCGCUCGGGCUCGGCGCCGUCAACAAGACCCGCGCCCUCGGCCUCCCCGACCAGUGCGGCGUCAAGACGCCGCCGCUCAGCAACUGCGCCUCCGCCCCCACCACGUCGCCCUCGUCCGGCUCCAGCGCGCCGGCGGGACAGACGCCGACGUCGUCCGGAGCUGGGUCCAAGUCGACGCCGACGACGGACGUGGGUAACGGCGUAGCGUCGCUCCAGAGCUCGGCCGGCAUCGUCGCCGGCUUCGUAGUGGCCGCCGUCUAUGCCCUGGCCGCCAUGUGAUCCAUCCCACUGAUGUCUUGUUCCGUUAAUCCCCACCACAAGGAUUGAAGAUGAUUGAAGAGGAUUGAGGUGGAUUUUGACUUACAGGAAAUUUAAUC
Hordeum vulgare subsp. vulgare (domesticated barley) is the source of this 740-nucleotide messenger RNA. Its product is annotated as non-specific lipid transfer protein GPI-anchored 5-like. The record is from RefSeq and is a predicted model, not a curated record. Gene Ontology annotation, molecular function: lipid binding. Gene Ontology annotation, biological process: lipid transport. NCBI's taxonomy places the organism in Eukaryota, Viridiplantae, Streptophyta, Magnoliopsida, Poales, Poaceae. The transcript has a single exon. The coding region runs from base 112 to 642 and encodes 176 amino acids.